AUGGGAGAAGAGCUUUUGGAUGGAGAAGAGAAGAGGGAAGAACUAUUGGAUGUUAUCAGCGAAGAAGCUGGAGCAUUGGCCACAGCUGGGAGAACCAAGAGCAUGAACUCAAAUACUCUUCACCAUUACGGAACGUUUCAAACAGCUUCAACUUCCCCCAGAAGCACCACUGAUUCUCCAGCUAUAUUUGGCAUUUCCGCAUUUGCGUUUCUAGAUAUCAGAGCUUGCAAAGUGAGGAUGAUCUAA
Molecule: messenger RNA, 246 nt
Organism: Eruca vesicaria subsp. sativa (arugula)
Lineage: Eukaryota; Viridiplantae; Streptophyta; Magnoliopsida; Brassicales; Brassicaceae
Source: the annotation of a GenBank genome assembly